GACUCCGCUAACAGGUGAUGGCUGUAUGCUCCUGCACAAAGCUUCUUCCACACCCAAAAUGUCAGCGUCUUCUUUCCUAAGAUGUCCAUCAAUGCUCGUUCAGGCUGACAAGAGAGCCAUUAGGGGCUUGGAAAAGGGCGUUUUUGCAAAUGUCCAUCUGCUAUUCACUUUUAGCCUCUAUUACAUGUUGAAAGCUCUGAUUAUUUACUGUCUCCCUCUGAAUGGUUGUUAAUCACAGCUCUGUGCAGGUGCAUCAUGAGCAUGUUUAAUCAUCCUGCAGAAAAUAUACAAGGACACACAAACACACACACACACACACACACACACACACACACACACACACCCUCCCCCACCUCCUGCAGAACACAACUGUUUCCCUCGCCCAUGAUGUAAUGCUACCAGACCCCUCCUCUGCCAUCUCUCACACACCCUCUCCAUCCCCUUCGCCUCUUGCUAUUGGUGGCUCCAGUCUGCAUCUGCUGGAUCAGCACACACACAUGCACUCACUUUACACACCGGUAAGAGGAGGACGAGGAGGGGGGAUUCCACGGCCACUGCAGCUUCCGAUCCAUCCACCUGUCCGCGCACCCCGAAGACUGCAGCCACCAUUGGAUCUUUGGCGUGGAUGUGUUUUUUUAAUUGCAUUUAGCGGGCAGGAACGAUGACCACUGCUCAGAGUUUAGUGCGGAUCAAAUCCACCAGCAAAAAACAGGCGGGGUUCUAAUCCAGAAAGGAUUCUUCGUUUUUGUGCGAAGCGUCUGCUCACUGUGUGCGAGGAGGACCUGUGGGAAUACAAGGAUCAAGUCAAGGGCACGUUCACUGCCUCGCCGCAUCCCCUUCCCACUUCCAAAGAUGUCGGCGAGGAUAGAAAGCUGAGCUCCGGAGUCUGGUCGAGCUUCAUGAAUUCCGAGGAAAGUUAAAACAAACACUGUUGCUUCGUGUUUGUUGCUGCAAGGGUAGGAUAACCAUGUGGACAUUAGCGGCAGGCACGGGCAGCCUCGCGGUUGCCGCCCUCCUGUUGGCCCUCUGCGUCCAAUCAGCAACAACCAUGGACGACGAUGUGAUGCCGCGAAUCACUUUCCCAUACAAUGCGAAGGAGAGAUCGGCCAAGAGGUUCUCUGCCGAGGGCGUCUUCAAUUACACAUCGCUGCUGCUUAGCCAGGAGGACGACAUGCUGUACGUGGGGGCCCGGGAGGCGCUGUUUGCCCUCAGCCUCUCCGACAUCAGCAGGAUUAAGCUGCAGAAAAAUCUAACUUGGGCUACGCCGCUUGGAAAGAGAGAAGAGUGCAGCUUCAAAGGGAAGAACCUCAAGACUGAUUGCUUCAAUUACAUCAAGAUUCUGCUGCGUCUCAACAGCACGCACCUGUACGUGUGCGGCACCUACGCUUUCAGUCCAGUUUGCAGCUACAUAAACACGUCCACGUUCACCCUGGCGAGGGAUGACGUCGGCGAGGUGGCGAUGGAGGACGGACGCAGCCGCUGCCCUUUUAAUCCUGAAUAUAAAUCCACUGCCAUCAUCGUUGAUGGUGAGUUGUACACAGGCACAGUCAGCAACUUCCAAGGCAACGAGCCUGUCAUUUAUAAGAGUUUGGGCCAAGGAACUGCACUAAAGACGGAAAACUCUUUAAAAUGGCUGCAAGAUCCCAUCUUCGUGGGCUCGGCUUACAUAGAAGAGAGUCAGCCAAUAGGGAACCCCGUGGGCGAUGACGACAAGAUUUACUUCUUCUUCAGCGAGGCGGGGAAGGAAUUUGACUUCUUCGACAACACCAUUGUGUCGAGGAUCGCUCGCGUGUGCAAGGGAGACAGAGGUGGUGAGCGUGUGCUGCAGAAGAAGUGGACCACCUUCCUGAAGGCCCAGCUCCUGUGUUCCCUGCCCGAUGACGGUUUCCCUUUCAACAUCAUCCAGGACAUGUUUGUCUUGAAGCCCAUGGGAGACAGCUGGGAGAGCACCGUCUUCUACGGCGUUUUCACAUCACAGUGGUACAAAGGCGCGUCGGGCAGCUCAGCAGUUUGUGCCUUCACCAUGGCACAGGUGGAGCGGGCCUUCAGUGGGCGCUACAGGCAGGUCAACAGGGAGACCCAGCAGUGGUACACAUACAACCACCCUGCACCAGAACCACGGCCCGGAGCGUGUGUGACCAACCACGCCAGGCAAAUGGGAAUCCAGUCGUCCUUGCACAUGCCUGACAAGGUGCUCAACUUUGUCAAGGACCAUUUCCUGAUGGACAGCGUGAUCCGCAGCGCCCCUUUGCUGCUGAAACGCAGCGUACGCUACACGCAGAUUGCCGUUCACAAGAUCCAGGGCAUGGAGAGGGCCUACGACGUGCUCUUCAUCGGAACAGAUGACGGAAAGCUGCACAAGGCCAUCAACACUAACGACAAGAUGCACAUCAUCGAAGAGAUGGUUCUGUUUGCCGACCCGCAGCCCGUGCAACACAUCGAACUGGACCCUCAGAGGGGCCUUUUGUUUGUGUCGUCAUACUCGGGCCUGGUGGAGGUACCCGUGGCCAAUUGCUCCAACUACCCAAGCUGCGGCGAGUGUGUCCUGUCCAGAGAUCCUUACUGCGCCUGGACCGGACGCCUUUGUCGGGACGUUAGGAUGGCACCGCCUGACAGCCACUGGCAGCAAGAUGUGGAGGAGGCUGACACAUCGGCCAUUUGUAAUAGGACGCUCUCAGGCCCGAGAUCUGCCCGACCAGCAACUGCCCGUGGGUCCCGUUGCCAGCUUAUCACAAUUCCUCCCAACACAUUCCGGGUGUUGCCCUGCAAGCUGCGCUCCAACCUGGCCCGGAGGAAGUGGCGUUACAGCGACGGCGCCAGCCAGUCCCUGUACGCCACGCCCGAGGGCAGCCUGGUGGUGGUGGCGCAGGCCGACAAGACGGAGACCUACGAGUGCUGGUCGGAGGAGGAGAGCUUCCGCCAGCUGCUGGCCAACUACUGCGUGCGAGCGGAACCCCGGCAGGAGAGCACCACGACGGCGGUGGGCCACUCGCGCACGCCGCACGUGAGGCUCGAGGAGGUCAUGAUCCUUCCUGGCGAGUCUCGCUCGGAGCAGAUCCACACAAAGACCUACUGGAACGAGCUCAUUGUGGUGUGCGCGCUGCUCGCCUUCUCCCUCGUUGUCUUCUCCUUGUUCGUCAUCUACCGCAACCGCGACCACAUGAAGUCCAUGCUCAAGCAGGGCGAGCGCGCCAGCAUGCAGCAGAAGAAGCCCAGGAUAGCCAGCAAGCCCACAGAGAGCCUGCCGCUCAACGGCAACACCAUCCCCGUGUCCACAUCGGACCACAAGGGCUACCAGACGCUCAACGACAACUACAUCUGCAGCACGCCCACCAGGGAGUCCUCGCCGGAGAGCAAGAGCUUCUCCGACGCUUCCGACGGCCGACCGCUCAACGUCAAGGAGAGCCACGUGGAGUACUCGCCCACUUGUCCCCGGCCCAGAGUGCGGUUAGGCUCAGAGAUUAAAGACUCCAUCGUGUGAGACCAUCACUGGCGGCUUUUUAUUUUGCUCAUUGUCUUUGCUUUCAAGCUGCACGCGGGAUGGGAAGAGCAGCUCCAGCAAGGGUUGAGGACUUGGCAGCUGCUCUCCACUAGUUUUAGUCAUUUCCUCAUGUCCACUAAUUGCAUCCAAUAUGCGUGCACAGAGCGGCAAAGCAA
Molecule: messenger RNA, 3657 nt
Organism: Hippocampus comes (tiger tail seahorse)
Lineage: Eukaryota; Metazoa; Chordata; Actinopteri; Syngnathiformes; Syngnathidae
Product: semaphorin-4B-like
Exons: 16
Coding region: 968-3481 (837 amino acids)
Biological process (GO): axon guidance; positive regulation of cell migration; negative chemotaxis
Cellular component (GO): plasma membrane
Molecular function (GO): chemorepellent activity; semaphorin receptor binding
Source: RefSeq, a predicted model, not a curated record